GUCCUCAAAAUGCCGGACGUCGAGGAGAAUGUGCCCCCAAAGGAUCCUGCCGAUGGAGAGAGGGAGUCCUGCAAACCUGAGACUUCAAGACCGACUCAGGAAGACAAGAGCAGCCCCAGACCAGCCCCAGACCAGCCUCCUUUUCUUUCUGUCACAGGUCUGACAGAGAUAGUUGAUGAAGUUUCCAAGCUGAGCAGCAAGAUUGGGAUGAAUCCUGAUUACCACAAGGAAGAGAAGACUUUACUUCCAAGCAGUCUGGAAGGCAAAGUCAAGGAGACAAUGCACAAUGCCUUUUGGGACCAUCUUAAAGAGCAAAUGUCAGCAGCUCCCCCUGAUUUCAGCUGCGCUCUUGAACUUCUGAAAGAAAUUAAAGAGAUCUUGCUGUCACUGCUGUUACCACGCCAGAACCGCCUGAGGACUGAGAUUGAAGAAGCUCUGAACAUGGACUUUCUCAAGCAGAAAGCAGAACGUGGGGCCCUGGAUGUCCCUUACCUCUCUAAAUAUAUUCUCAACAUGAUGACUCUGCUGUGUGCACCAGUUCGAGAUGAAGCAGUGCAGAAGCUGGAAAACGUGACAGAACCUGUUCAGUUGCUGAGAGGGAUCUUCCAGGUUCUGGGCCUGAUGAAAAUGGACAUGGUAAACUACACUAUCCAGAGCCUUCAACCCCACCGCCAGGAACAUUCCAUCCAAUAUGAGCGGGCUAAAUUCCAGGAGCUCCUCAAUAAGCAACCUAGCCUCCUCAAUCAUACCACCAAAUGGUUGACCAAAGCAGCAGCAGACCUCACCAUGCCACCUCCGACUUGUCCUGACACUGCUGAUUCUUCCAGUGUGGCUGGCCCUUCUCCAAAUGAAGCAACCAACAACUCAGAGCCCCUCAGCCCCUCAAUGGUGCUGUCCCAGGGCUUCCUGAACCUCCUUCUCUGGGACCCUGAGAAUGAAGAGUUCCCUGAGACCCUGGUGAUGGACAGAACCCGGCUGCAGGAGCUGGAGUCCCAGUUGCACCAGCUAACUAUCCUGGCCUCAGUCUUGCUCGUGGCCAGUAGUUUCUCUGGCAGUGUUUUGUUUGGCUCACCCCAGUUUGUGGAUAAACUGAAACGCAUAACCAGGUCCCUGAUGGAGGACUUUAACUCCAGGCCAGAGGAGGCAAUGCUGGCUGUGAGUGAACAGGUAUCUCAGGAAAUCCAUCAAAGCCUCAAGAAUAUGGGUCUUGCUGAUCUGAGCAGUGACAGUACAGCAUCCCUGAUAAUACAGCUCCAGAACAUUGCCAAGAAGGAGAACUGUGUUCGCAGUGUCAUUGAUCAGCGGAUCCAUUUGUUUCUCAAAUGCUGUUUGGUUCUUGGUGUGCAGAGGUCUCUGUUAGACCUCCCUGGAGGCCUUACUCUCAUAGAAGCAGAGCUGGCAGAACUGGGCCAAAAAUUUGUCAACUUUACAUAUCACAAUCAGCAGGUGUUUGGCCCCUACUACACUGAGAUCCUAGAAACCCUCAUGUCCCCAGCCCAUGCGCAGAGAGCAAAAAUGAAGUCUCUCUGAUAACACUGGCUCGGAGCCCUGGCAGCUUGAGCCCAGGAGAGAGCCCAUCAUCAUCCUGGGGUAACAUCACCAGUGACCAGCUGAGCAGCAACUCCACACAUCAGUUUCCUGAAAGCCAAUACAACAGGGCUUGUAGGGAUCAAGAUGUAAACACCAACUGGUCCAAACCCAUUCACUAAUAAACUUCUGAACUACAAGAAAA
Molecule: messenger RNA, 1732 nt
Organism: Otolemur garnettii (small-eared galago)
Lineage: Eukaryota; Metazoa; Chordata; Mammalia; Primates; Galagidae
Gene: TCP11
Product: t-complex 11
Exons: 9
Coding region: 10-1530 (506 amino acids)
Biological process (GO): regulation of sperm capacitation
Cellular component (GO): sperm flagellum; acrosomal vesicle
Source: RefSeq, a predicted model, not a curated record